Molecule: messenger RNA, 2659 nt
Organism: Pseudoliparis swirei
Lineage: Eukaryota; Metazoa; Chordata; Actinopteri; Perciformes; Liparidae
Product: cAMP-dependent protein kinase inhibitor alpha-like
Exons: 3
Coding region: 561-791 (76 amino acids)
Biological process (GO): negative regulation of cAMP-dependent protein kinase activity
Cellular component (GO): cytoplasm; nucleus
Molecular function (GO): cAMP-dependent protein kinase inhibitor activity
Source: RefSeq, a predicted model, not a curated record
GGCAAUGGCGAACGGACUGGGGACUUUUCAAAGCGUCCUACUGAUGUGAUGAAUACGGUGACAUGAUUUCCACGCAUUGACUCGUUUCGGUACGUAGUGGCGAGGCCGUGGAACCAUUCACUACAUACAGCGGGCCUGCCUCUGCAUUAAUUUAUGUUUAGCUUAGCUUAGCUUAGCUUGUUUUUGUUGGCCUCGCUUGGACGUGACGUCGGGCCCUGAACGUCAAUUCACUCUAGAAACGUAGCGUGUGUUUACGACACCGGUCGAGCCGUUAACUGAAGGUGAGACAGGUGCUCGAACGGGACUCUGACGCCACAAUUAGUAACGUCACGAAGUAUCAUGGGAUUGUAAAUCGACUGGCUGUUCACUUGCACACCUGGUUCUUCAUUUGUGGGCCGAGCUACGGGGACGACCUGCCUGGUUAGCAGGGGCUUGUUAGCCUACUGCCAGGAAGCGGUUCCGGUUUAAGACGUGGGAGGAAUUCAGUGAAGCCUAAUGAUGGAGUUGAUCCCCCGGCCGCUUCUUCUUGUAGGUGCUGCUGUGUGAACGAUGCACGAGCAAUGUCUGAUGUUGAGGCCACGUACGCAGACUUCAUCGCCUCCGGCAGGACGGGACGCAGGAACGCCAUGCACGACAUCCUGCAGAGCCCCGCCGACCCCGAGGGACGGGGGCUCACCCUGUCGCUGUCCCAGCUGCACAUCAACGCAGGAGGGGGAGAUGGAGACGACGCCGAGGACGGCCAGAGCUCCUCCUCAUCCGCCCACAGGGAGAUGGGGCAGAGGAACAGCUAACCAGCCGCGCGCUCCUGGCAGCGGACGGGGAGCAGCGGGACGGAUCCCGGCCGCCGUGGUCAUGGAAGUCCAAAGAGGGUAGCACCGCCCGCUCGCCGAUGUCUCCCCACAGGCAGGGGCACUGACUUCCCCCUAAAUCCACUGUCGAGGCGCUGUGCUGCGGAUGUGAUUUGCUCGGUGCUCUCAGGACCCCUUGUGGCUCUGCUGUGCGCUAGAAUAACCAAGACUGUUGGCAGGGGUGUAUUUCAAAGAAAGACAAACACCUCGCUCAUGUGCAGCUGAUUUUACUUUCAGUUUUAGUUACCCCACACACACACACUUGUGCUUCCUUUCAAUUGACAACACUGUAGAGAGACUCGGACCACUCGGCUGCUUGUAAAGCCGGACAACACGGGGAACAGAAACCGUAAGGGCUCGCGUUACUUCGUCCGCUAACGGGUGUUUUUUCCGCUGUUUCUGUCGUGAGUGAUGGGUAAUGUGCUGUUGUAAAGCAGCAGACUUGGUUUUUUGUGUUUGACAGUCUUCUGUUGACCAACAAUACCUAACAAUACAUUUACGGUGUGUACAUUAUGGAUGCAUCUGUUCAGUGCUUAGAAUGAGAAAUGAUGAUUAUGGUCCGCUAUCUUUGAAAAUGCUGAUACUUAUUUUUAAGAAACUUUUUCUAAUGAUGCCAUCAUAAUCACAAGCUUAAAGGAGCAUUUUGAUAUAUUUGUGUGUCUGAGAGCUAGAGGAGACGUUCGAUGCCGAUCUCACGUUUGCACGCUGUAUAACGUGAGACGGCAGCAUGGAUAGCUUAGCUUGGGAUAAAAAGGCAGAAUUCACCCCCCAGCCCCUCGAAAGGCAACGUCUACAACACCCGGGAGGCCGAGAUCGAUUCUAUUAAGAUGAGAAAACCGCAGUUCGCCAAAUGGCCACUUGUGGCUCGCCCUAAAAGCGAGUCAAUCCCUGCAGACCUGCAAGUAGAAAUAAUCAUGUUUACAGUCUGGAAAGAGGUUUUGGUCUCUAAAGCUACAAUCCCCAUUCAUGCUAACGGUACUGUGAGGUGAAUUAUUAUGUGACUUAAACUGUUUAAAUUAUGUUACGGCUUAAAUUUAGCCAUAAUUGAGGAAAGAGGUGUAGCAUAAAAGUGUUGCAUUUGAUUCCUCCUGACCUUUUGACCUGCAACCAACUACAUGUAACUUAGUUGUAGAUUUCCUAAAAUAAAAUAGCCAAGCUAAGGUAGUGUAAAACAGCUGCUGGCUCCCGCCACAUGGCGUGAGAGUGGUGUUCUUCUCCUCCCUCCCAGCAGUAAGGCGAAUGAGUGCAUUUCCCAAGAUGUCAAACUCAUCCCUCAAUGUAGAUAUGCAAUACUCAGUAAAGCUUCCAGUGAAGCGUAAGAUGUUUGUGUGAAGGUUUCGGUCCGAUAUUGAGAAUCGACUAUUAUCCUGCUCCUUCGUGUAAUAAUGGAUCCAUUCUAUAAUCACCAUCUGUAAAGAUGCAUGCCCUUAAUUGUCAUACUUUCUCCCCAGUUUUAUUGAGUAUAGUCGUCCUGUAUGACUGCAGCCCCAUGCUGAUAGGGGAAAUGUAACUUUUUCUUUUUAAACAUUCCUCAUUCAAUCAGUUUUUUCCAGUUGUGAACUGCCACUUGAUCGUAGAGGGGCUCCCGCCCACUUCAUGAUUCAGCAUGCCAAAAUAUAGCAGGUGCAUGAUUCUGCUAAAUGUGUAGGUGUUUCUCCGUCUAUUACCAUGUUUUCUACUCUGUCAAAAUAAAAUAAAAACCUGAUGACAGUAAAAAAAAGUUGCUUGUCAUGUUGUACUUCUGAAAUCUGGCACUGUGGGGGAAUUUAUUAAACUUGACAUGGAGCAAUUACGCGCGUCACUUAAUUGUA